Molecule: messenger RNA, 1015 nt
Organism: Cucurbita maxima (winter squash)
Lineage: Eukaryota; Viridiplantae; Streptophyta; Magnoliopsida; Cucurbitales; Cucurbitaceae
Product: coiled-coil domain-containing protein 25-like
Exons: 6
Coding region: 109-756 (215 amino acids)
Source: RefSeq, a predicted model, not a curated record
AUCACACGCAACCCAGACGACCAAUCUCUCUUCUUUCCUCGAAUUGAAAACCCUAAUUCAUUCUGUUCUCUCCAUUUUCGAGGGUUGAGCGAACGAAAUCGAAGCACCAUGGUUUACUAUUUCAAAGCCCGGCCCGACGUCGGUGAUUACUCCAUUUUCAUGGGGCUCGACAAGUACGAGAACGAGGAGCUUAUCAAAUACGGCUUCCCCGAGGAUAUUUGGUUCCACGUAGACAAGAUGUCAUCUGCUCAUGUUUAUGUGAGACUGCAAAAAGGGCAGACCAUUGAUGAUAUUAGUGAAGGGUUGCUGGAGGAUUGUGCUCAGCUUGUCAAGGCAAAUUCCAUUCAAGGAAACAAGGUAAACAACAUUGAUGUCGUGUAUACACCUUGGUCCAAUUUGAAGAAAACUGCUUCCAUGGAUGUUGGCCAAGUUGGUUUUUAUAACCCCAAGAUGGUCCGAACUGUAAGGGUGGAAAAACGGAUCAACGACAUCGUAAAUAGAUUGAACAGGACUAAAGUGGAAAGGAAGCCUGAUUUAAAAGCCGAACGUGAAGCAGUGAAUGCAGCUGAAAGAGCGGAGAGGAAGCAACACCUGAGAGAAAAGAAACGACGUGAGGAACUGGAAAGGUUAGAAAAAGAGAGGCAAGCAGAGUUAAGGAGCUACAAGGGUUUGAUGGUCUCUGAGAAAAUGACAUCUAACAAACAGAUUGCUGCAACAAGCAAAUCGCUAGAAGAGCUGGAGGACGAUUUUAUGUGAUCGAAUUGAUCGGUACGAAUGCUGCAAGAAAUAGAAAUUUGCUUUUCUUGGCCCGAAGUUGUUCUCUCGUACGUGAUCAAAUUAUUGUGUUUAGGCUCGAUGACGUCCAACUUGUUGUGUCUACCUGAUGAGACGACUAUACAAAUAGAAAUUUGCUGUGGGUUUCUAGAGAGCGGAUUUAUGGUGUUUAUGCAAGUUGUAAUUACUUUUACUCUUGUUUAAUGAUUAUAAGUUAGCUCAUUUUGGCCUACUUUUCUUC